UUUGGCUCCUUUGCUUUAAAUAUCCUUCAUUUCCCCCCGGCAUAUGCUUUCCGAAUCUCCCCUUAUCCCCUCUCUCUUUUCCCUUACAAAUUCUCACUCCAAAUUCAAAUCUCCCUUGAACUGCUUACUCUCUAUCCCUCUCCAAUGGCGUCCUCGACGCCAGUGCUUCAGCAGCACAACAACCUUCUUUUCACUUUCACCUCAAAAUAUACAAAUUCACUUUUCUUCUUCAACUCUUAUAGAGACUCUUCUCUUAAUUAUGUAACGAAGCCUCUACCCUCUACAUCUUCCUCUUCUCUGUUUUCAUCACCAUUUCAAUACUCGCGUCCUUUAGUUCGACUCACGCGCGUUACCACCGCGCCUGUAGAGUACGUGCCACCAGCACCUGACUUUGAUUUUCACAAAGAAAUCGCCAGGUUAAAAGAUUUGAAAUCGAAGCUUGAUAAUUGUACUAAUUUGAAGGACAGAAUCAGAGUGAUUGACUCUGAUAGUCGUGUAAAUUCCUUUUUUUAUUCGCAUAAGAAUUCGUUUUCUAGGGUUUUGGACACUUUGCAUUUGGAUAAGUAUGAAGUGUUUUUGCUUAAAUGCGUGGUUGCUGCCGGGCAACAGCAUGUUUUUGGUGAUGUUUGUACAGAGUUUGACGCCACAAGAAGUUCACUGAAGAGUGCUUUUUAUGCUUUGGCGGAGAUGAUUGACAAUUGGGAUGUAAAUGAGGGUAUUGGUCGCCAUGGUGUUAAUGGUUAUGGCCUUGGAAUUGAAGAGCUUGAGGCAUUGAGGUCAAUGUUGAAAAUUAUUGCAGAGGUCGAGCGGUUUUAUGAUUGCAUUGGAGGAAUAAUAGGGUAUCAAAUCAUGGUCCUUGAGCUUCUUGCUCAGUCAACUUUUGAACGAUCGUGUCUGUCCCAUAACUCAAAUAGUUCUCUCAAGCGUGACAUAACAGAAAUUCAUCCUCCAAAUGUGCUUGAUCUUUCUCAUGAUUUAGAAUAUGCAUCUCAAGCAGCUAUAUGGGGAAUCGAAGGUUUGCCAAACAUGGGUGAAAUAUAUCCUCUUGGUGGCUCGGCAGACAGGCUGGGUUUGGUUGACUCAAACUCAGGUGAAUGUCUUCCAGCUGCAAUGCUUCCAUACUGUGGGCGUACUCUAUUAGAAGGUCUUAUAAGAGAUCUUCAGGCUAGGGAGUACCUGUAUUUCAAGUUAUACAGAAAACAAUGCAUCACUCCAGUUGCAAUCAUGACAAGUGCAGCAAAAAGCAAUCAUGAGCGUGUCACCACACUCUGUGAGGAACUCCGCUGGUUCGGAAGGGGAAGAUCAAAGUUUAAACUUUUCGAGCAGCCUCUUGUUCCAGCUGUUAGUGCAGAAGAUGGGCAGUGGUUGGCUGGUAGACCAUUCAAACCUGUAUGCAAGCCAGGUGGUCAUGGGGUGAUCUGGAAACUUGCUUAUAAUGAAGGUGUUUUCCAGUGGUUUCAUGAUCAUGGAAGACGAGGUGCAACCGUGCGACAAGUCAGUAAUGUUGUGGCAGCGACAGAUGUGACUCUUUUGGCUUUAGCUGGAAUUGGUUUGCGUCAAGGAAAGAAACUGGGCUUUGCUUCGUGUAAGCGAAAUGCUGGUGCUACUGAAGGCAUAAAUGUUCUUAUUGAGAAGAAGAAUCUUGAGGGGAAAUGGACUUGUGGUAUAUCCUGCAUAGAAUAUACCGAGUUUGACAAGUUUGGGAUGACAGAUAAUCCCCUUUCUACUUACAGUGUACAGGACGAAUUUCCUGCCAAUACAAACAUUCUAUAUGUUGAUUUGCCCUCUGCUGAGCUUGUUGCUUCAAGUAAUGAUGAGACUAGUUUGCCUGGAAUGGUGCUUAAUGUGAAAAAGGAAAUCACAUUUGUGGACCAGUUCGGAAGCAAGCAUAGUGUCCGAGGUGGUCGUCUUGAAUGCACAAUGCAAAACCUUGCUGACAACUUUAUCAAUACAUGCUCAUCUCAAUGUUAUGAUGGUGUCAAAGAUGAACUAGAUACUUUUAUUGUAUACAAUGAAAGAAAGAAGGUGACAUCAUCUGCCAAGAAGAAACGUAGACAGGGUGACACGUCGCUUCACCAGAAAUUAGAUGGGAUCAGAAGUACUACUAUAACUCAUUGGAAUCGAAAUUGUUCUUUGCAGACUCCAGAUGGAUCGCUAUUGGAUAUAAUGCGUAAUGCCUAUGAUAUUCUUUCUCACUGUGAGAUCAAACUUCCAAAGAUUGAAGGUAAUGAAAAGUAUGUUAACUCUGGGCCUCCAUUUCUAAUUCUUCUCCAUCCUGCUCUAGGCCCCCUUUGGGAAGUAACCAGACAGAAGUUCCAUCGAGGUUCUAUCUCUAGGGGUUCAGAGUUGCAAAUAGAGGUUGCUGAAUUCUUGUGGAGAGAUGUGCAGCUUGAUGGGAGUUUGAUCAUUUUAGCUGAGAAUGUUCUAGGUUCUCCAAGGAUUGAUGAAAAUGGUGAAACCGUUCUUCAUUAUGGAAAAAGGUGUGGGAGAUGUAAGCUGGAGAAUGUCAAGAUAUUGAAUGAUGGAAUUGAUUGGAAUGCAAGAGAAAAUUUAUACUGGAAGCACGAUGUGCAGCGGUUUGAGGCAGUAAAGGUGAUACUUCAUGGAAAUGCAGAAUUUGAAGCAGUGGAUGUUAUAUUGCAGGGUAAUCAUGUUUUUGAAGUUCCAGAUGGUUACAAAAUGAAGAUAACAACUGGAGAUUCAGGGUUAGCUGUUGAACUUAAACCUAUUGAGAAUAAGUUGAUGGAGUCUGGAAGCUGGUUUUGGAACUACAAGAUAAUGGGCAACCAUGUUCAGUUGGAAUUGGUGGUGUUAUAGGAGGAUUGACAGAUACCUACCCACUUUUGUGAAUCAUGGUUCACAACUGGGGCUUGUAACUGGUUCAGGCUUGGUUGAACAAAAGUUGAACCACUCGACUCUGCAUCAGUUUUGUGAUAAUGAGUCUUAAUGCCAUAUAAUAACAAAGUGAUUGAGGCUGUUUGUAAUUUAGUUGUAAAUCAUGUGCAAGCACAAUUUUACAACUCUCAAUACCACAGUUGUAUAUUUUCUUUCCUUUUUUCCCCUGUAUAAAUGUGAAUAAUUGAGUUCCACUCCAGGUUUCCUGGUCAUUGUUGUAUACUUCUUGAUUUCUGUAACAAGAUCGAUUCUAUGAAGGAUAUAUGCUCGUG
This is a messenger RNA of Solanum tuberosum (potato), 3167 nucleotides long. RefSeq lists its product as uncharacterized. The record is from RefSeq and is a predicted model, not a curated record. The coding region runs from base 145 to 2817 and encodes 890 amino acids. Gene Ontology annotation, biological process: UDP-N-acetylglucosamine biosynthetic process. Gene Ontology annotation, molecular function: UDP-N-acetylglucosamine diphosphorylase activity. The transcript is spliced from 17 exons. Lineage: Eukaryota; Viridiplantae; Streptophyta; Magnoliopsida; Solanales; Solanaceae.